This is a messenger RNA of Lynx canadensis (Canada lynx), 699 nucleotides long. It is a transcript of the gene SCT, whose product is annotated as secretin. Gene Ontology annotation, molecular function: hormone activity. NCBI's taxonomy places the organism in Eukaryota, Metazoa, Chordata, Mammalia, Carnivora, Felidae. The record is from RefSeq and is a predicted model, not a curated record. Gene Ontology annotation, cellular component: extracellular region. The transcript has 5 exons. Bases 1 to 699 code for a protein of 232 amino acids. Gene Ontology annotation, biological process: brain development; negative regulation of gastrin-induced gastric acid secretion; positive regulation of somatostatin secretion.
AUGUGCGUCUCGUUCGGGGCCGGGAGGAGCGCGGAUCGGCCCGCCCCCCCACCCCCCCACAUCCCCAGCCGGCCGAGGGGCGCCGACGCGGCGCUGAGGGCGGGCGGGCCAGCCGGGGCGACAGCUGGGGGGGCGGCCCUGACCUUCCCGCGCGAUCGAUGGGGGCGCGGCCGGGCUGCGCGGAGCCGGGGCGGUGCCGAGCGCCCCCGGCCCGCCCCGCACGGACACUAUAAAGGGGCGGCCGGGGCCCGGGCGGCGGCGGCAGCGCUCAGCACCCCCUGCGCGCCCACCACGGCCAUGCGGCCCCUGCUGCUGCUGCUGCUGCUGCUGCCGCCGCCGCUGCUGCUGCCGGGCUCCGCCGCGCGCCCCGCGCCCCCCAGGGCCCCGCGCCACUCGGAUGGGACGUUCACCAGCGAGCUCAGCCGCCUGCGGGAGAGCGCGCGUCUGCAGCGACUGCUGCAGGGCCUGGUGGGGAAGCGCAGCGAGCUGGACACAGAGAACGGCACGAGCUGGACCAAGUCGUCUGAGGGCCGCUUCUGCCUGCAGUGGCCCCACUCGCCCGCCCUGCAGGCCUGGAUGCCCCUGAGGGACCCCCUGGAUGAGGCCUGGUCUCCCCAGCUGCCUCCUGGACGCGGGUCUGGGGCCGCAUUUUCACAGCCGGCCGUGCCUCCUGCUGAGAUGUCACGGAUGAGGCCCUGA